AUGCGAAAACAAUCGAUAAACAUAUACCUAACAGUUUUGGCACUUUAUGACAAUGGGGUUCUCAUAUUUGGUAUAUUAAUGUUGAGCGUACCGGCGCUUCAUAUAAACCCCAAUCAAAUGGGCGACUCAACGUCGCCGACAAUAUCAACUGGUGAAGACAUGUCAUCAUCGAUGCCAUUGAAUGAACAUUUAGACAUAAUAAGCGACACAACAAAUAGCACCUAUUUAUCAUAUAUUUCACAAAAAAUGCUAUUUUAUUUUGUCGAUAAUAGUGAUGAUUGUAUGGAUUUUAAUGUCAAUGAAGAUAACAAACCUAACUAUCAAUAUCACAAUCCUUUACAAUAUUACAUACGUAUUGUCUAUCCGUUAGCAUUAAUAUCUCAGACCGGAUCCAUUUGGACGACAUGUCUGAUAACAGUCGAGCGAUACCUAGCAGUUUGUCAUCCCUUAAGAUCAUUAACAUUAUCGACCCGUUCCCGAGCCAUCUGGGCGUUGACCGCUCUGUCGAUCGGUGCUUUUGUCUACAAUUUACCGCGUUUUGCCGAAAUCGAUAUGACGGAAGAUUCUGUUAGACAAUCGGAUCUGAGAAAAAGCAAACUUUAUUAUUGGUUUUAUUAUAUAGUAUUGAAUUUGUCACUCAUUUAUAUCAUUCCUCUGACUCUGCUAAGUGUCCUCAACACCAAAAUCUACUUAAGUGUCAGAAUAGCCACCGCUAAUCGUACUGAGCUGACCCGUGCCCGACAACGUGAGCUUAAUUUAGCCUCAAUGCUUACAUUACUUGUCGCUAUAUUUAUAGCUUGUAAUGCACCGGCAUUUGUGAUCAAUUGUCUGGAACUAAUCAAACCGGACUACUUGGCUGUUCCCACAAUGUUUUCCAAUGUUUUAGUUUGUCUCAACUCUGCCAUCAAUUUUCUUAUUUAUUGCAUAUUUGGCAAAAAGUUUAGAGAAAAACUUAAAGAAGUGUUCAAAUGUAGGUAUAGAAAAAAAUUGAGAAAAAGUAGUGCCAAUCGUCAGCACUAUUACUUUGGGGGCAGUUGUGCUGCCGAUACCUUUGUAUGA
Messenger RNA from Oppia nitens, 1059 nucleotides. RefSeq names its product FMRFamide receptor-like. The record is from RefSeq and is a predicted model, not a curated record. Lineage: Eukaryota; Metazoa; Arthropoda; Arachnida; Sarcoptiformes; Oppiidae. Gene Ontology annotation, molecular function: G protein-coupled receptor activity. The transcript is spliced from 3 exons. Bases 1 to 1059 code for a protein of 352 amino acids. Gene Ontology annotation, biological process: G protein-coupled receptor signaling pathway. Gene Ontology annotation, cellular component: membrane.